This is a messenger RNA of Linnemannia hyalina, 1842 nucleotides long. The record is from the annotation of a GenBank genome assembly. NCBI's taxonomy places the organism in Eukaryota, Fungi, Mortierellomycota, Mortierellomycetes, Mortierellales, Mortierellaceae.
AUGGUUGACGUAGCAACAGCACCCAAGACCGGAGGCGGAUCCUUCAAGGACAAGGACAAGCCCGUCGAGGUCAGACUCUCCAACAUCAUCGCCGCCAAGGCUGUCAGUGAUGCUGUCCGUACCUCUUUGGGUCCCAAGGGAAUGGACAAGAUGAUCAAGACUGCCAACGGAGAGGUUAUUAUCACCAACGAUGGCGCCACCAUCUUGAAGCACAUGGCCGUCCUCCACCCCGCCGCCAAGAUGUUGGUCGAUUUGUCGGCUGCUCAGGAUGUUGAGGCUGGAGAUGGUACUACCUCAGUCGUUGUUUUGGCAGGAUCAUUGCUCGGAGCUGCUCAAAAGAUGUUGAACAAGGGCAUCCACCCCACCACCAUUGCAGAAUCUUUCCAGAAGGCUUCCCACAAGGCCAACGAGUUCUUGACCGAGGUCGCCACAAAGUUGGAUCUUGCCGACCGCGAGUCUCUCCUCAAGAGUGCCAGCACCUCGCUCAACUCCAAGAUUGUUUCGCAGUACUCUGGAUUGUUCGCUCCCAUUGCCGUCGAUGCUGUCUUGAGGGUCAUUGAGCCCGCCACUGCCGUCAACGUUGAUUUGAAGGAUAUCCGCAUUGUGAAGAAGGUCGGAGGUACUAUCGAUGAUACCGAGUUGGUUGAUGGCCUUGUCCUCGCCCAGAACGUCGUCAAGUCUGCCGGUGGCCCCACCAGAAUCGAGAAGGCCAAGAUUGGUUUGAUCCAAUUCCAGCUCUCUCCCCCCAAGCCCGAUAUGGAGAACCAGAUUAUUGUCAACGACUACCGUCAGAUGGACAAGAUUUUGAAGGAGGAGCGCCAGUACUUGCUCAACAUGGUCAAGAAGAUCAAGAAGUCAGGAUGCAACGUUCUCUUGAUCCAAAAGUCGAUUCUCCGUGAUGCCGUCAACGACUUGUCGCUCCACUUUUUGGCAAAGUUGAAAAUCAUGGUUGUCAAGGAUGUUGAGCGUGACGAGAUCGAGUUCAUCUGCAAGAGCACAGGAUGCAAGCCCAUCGCCGACAUUGAUUCAUUCACAGAGGACAAGCUCGGAUAUGCCGAUCUCAUUGACGAGGUUCAGUCCUCAGGCUCGCGCGUCGUCAAGGUCACUGGAGUCAAGCAUGCUGGAAAGACUGUCUCGAUUCUCUGCCACGGAGCCAACUCGCUCGUCUUGGAGGAGGCCGAGAGAUCCCUUCACGAUGCUCUCUGUGUUAUCCGCUGCUUGGUCAAGAAGAAGUAUUUGAUUGCUGGAGGAGGAGCACCAGAGAUUGAGGUUUCGUUGAGAUUGCAGGAGUACGCCAAGACAUUGCGUGGUAUGGAGGCUCACUGCUUCCAGGCCUUUGCUGAGGCGCUGGAGGUUAUCCCUAUCACUCUUGCCGAGAACGCUGGUUUGAACCCCAUUGCGAUCGUCACAGAAUUGCGCAACCGCCACGCUCUCGGUGAGACCACCGCCGGUAUUAACGUCCGCAAGGGAGCCAUCACGAAUAUCUUGGACGAGAACGUCAUCCAGCCCCUCUUGGUCUCCACGAGCGCCAUCGAGUUGGCUGCCGAGACCGUCAAGAUGUUGCUCAAGAUCGACGAUUUGUGCGCUGGAAGGGAGUUGGAGGGCGAGAAGGUGGAAGGUUACACCAGCAAGCACCAAUGCAACACUGGAUGUGGAAUCGGAGGCCUUGUUGUCGAUACGUUCCAGGAGUGGGAGGAGGUGUUCGAGAAGGCGGGUCAAGAAGGCGCUAUAGAGACUUGGUUGAACAGGAUCAUCGUUUUCGGUGUUUUGGUCUUUGUGGAAGAAGGUCCAAGUGGAUUCUUUGUGGGCUGGGAAGAGGAGGCAGAAGAGUGUGAGGCAUAG